AUGGGUUAUUGUUUCAUGACGGAGGCGGAGCGCGACAAAUAUAUGGCUUACAAUAACAAGUACACGAAAGUGUUCCUACCAAUACAGUGGUGCUACACAGUGGUCUACGAAGCUCGCGUCUCGGGAAAGUUGAGCUGUGAUCUGAUGAUGAACGAAUUACUCAAGAAUGUAUCGGAAUUUCGACAGAGUUUGGCAAAGCUUUGCAAUUUCGACUGGGUCCCCAUACCGCUUGUUUAUCCUCAGGUAUGCCAGUUUGAUUCCCCUAUAAAAGUACCUUCAUAA
Messenger RNA from Cooperia oncophora, 282 nucleotides. The record is from the annotation of a GenBank genome assembly. Lineage: Eukaryota; Metazoa; Nematoda; Chromadorea; Rhabditida; Trichostrongylidae.